AUUUUUUUUUUUUUUUUUUUUUUUACUUUCUCUUUGAGGGAAAGCAUUUUUUUCUUAUUUCUUCUUCCUUUUCCUUAAAUAUCCCACCUCAACGCUCAAUACAACCAAUGACAACCAAUGGAGACCAGGAAAAGAACCGAUUUCAAAUAGAAUUAGAGUUUAUUCAAUGUUUAGCAAAUCCUUGGUACCUGAACAAUCUAGCACAGCAACAAUACUUUAAAGAUCCUGAAUUUAUUAAUUAUCUCAAAUACUUAAUGUAUUGGAAACAACCUGAAUAUGCCAAAUUUGUGAUGUAUCCUCACGCUUUACACUUUUUAGACUUGUUACAAUAUCCACAAUUCAGAGAAUAUAUUAGUACUUCUGAAAAUGCUCAAGAAAUACAUCGAAUGCAGUAUUAUCAUUGGAUGUAUUUACGGAAUCCACCGAAAGCUCUAGACGAUCAAGGUGAAACAACACGACAGACUGAUCCUUCUGGUUUCCCUCCAAUAGCAUAGUUUCUCCCAUAACAUAUAGAUUUUUUUUUCUUCCAUGAAACAUUUUUUCCCUUUCCUCUCCAUACAUACAUAUAUAUAUAUAUAUAUAUCCCAGUUAUCUUUUUCUUUUAUUUUAUUUUUGAAUAAAAAACAUUAUCUUCAUUGCC
Messenger RNA from Halteromyces radiatus, 640 nucleotides. RefSeq names its product mediator of RNA polymerase II transcription subunit 31-like protein. Gene Ontology annotation, cellular component: core mediator complex; mediator complex. The record is from RefSeq and is a predicted model, not a curated record. Lineage: Eukaryota; Fungi; Mucoromycota; Mucoromycetes; Mucorales; Cunninghamellaceae. Gene Ontology annotation, molecular function: transcription coregulator activity. The transcript has 3 exons. Gene Ontology annotation, biological process: regulation of transcription by RNA polymerase II. The coding region runs from base 108 to 494 and encodes 128 amino acids.